AUGUCUGACACACAGAAGAACACCACGUACUUGAUCACGGGAGGCAAUCGAGGCAUUGCGCUCGGACUUGUCACGGCGCUGUUGUCCCGCCCGUCCACGACUGUGAUAGCAUCAGUCCGUAACAAGACAUCAGCUUCGCAGCUAGAGUCCGAGAUUUCGAAGACCUCCGUGGGCACCAACAGCAAGCUCUACAUCAUCUUCUUGGACCUGGCCACCGUCACGAGCCCACAAGUCGCUCGUGAUGCCCUCCAGGACAGUCUCGCAAAGCAUAUCACACACAUUGAUGUACUGAUCUCGUCCGCUGCGAUUAUCUCGUCGAUGGGCCCGUCCUUGACCACAACAUCGGGAGAAAUGCAGUCGCACUUCCAGGCUAACAGCACUGCUCAACUGAUGCUCUUCCAAGCCUUCUGGCCGCUGUUGCAGGCGUCCGCCCAGCCAAAGUCCAUCGCCAUUACUUCGUCCGUUGGUAGCAUCGGAGCACAAGAGCCGUUCAGUGGUGGUGCGUACGGUCCGAGCAAAGCUGCGCUAAACUGGAUCGUCAAGCGCUUGCAUCUUGAACUCCAAAAGGAAGGGCUCGUCAGUGUUGCUGUACAUCCAGGCUGGGUUCAGACGGAAGGGGGUCAAUUUGCUGCGGACGCGUGGAGCUACCCUGGCAAGCCGCCACUGACGAUUGAGCAAAGUGUGACGGGAGUGCUGAGUGUGAUCGACGGGGCGAGCAGGGACACUGUGUCCGGCAAGUUCAUGAGUUACGAUGGAACCGAGCUUGUUUGGUGA
This is a messenger RNA of Cyphellophora attinorum, 774 nucleotides long. Its product is annotated as putative oxido. The record is from RefSeq and is a predicted model, not a curated record. The transcript has 2 exons. NCBI's taxonomy places the organism in Eukaryota, Fungi, Ascomycota, Eurotiomycetes, Chaetothyriales, Cyphellophoraceae. The coding region runs from base 1 to 774 and encodes 257 amino acids.